AUGCAAGCAGAUGAGGUGGGCCAAUCUGUCUACGACCUCGGAGAGGAUGAGCAACUCGCCUUGGCGAUGCAGCAAUCACUGGCCGAAUCCUUGGAGGAGCCUAGCGCAUGUCCCGACCCGGACUCGGCGGCUGGGGUCUUCCCUGGCUCCGCUACCGAUGCGGGGGCGCCUGAGACGGAGGCCCCCGAGGAGAUUCUGGCUUCACCGGCGCCCGUGCCAGGCGGCUGGGAAGGAGCGUUGCCUCCGCCGGUGGCUCCACCCGCACCGGAGGGUGAGAGGGACGUUCAUGCCAGCUCCAACGAUCCCGAGUGGGCGGGCAGUGCUGCCGAGGAAGCGGCCGGUGGAACCGUCCAGGUGACCCAACCGCCUCGGCCACCGCCACCUCAACGUCCGGGCGGUUCCGGUGAAGCCUUCGCCAUGCAGGCACCGCCCAGACCGCAGCCGAGACCGGCUGCGAAUAGCAGGCUCUUGGAUGAGGUGGUCCAGCGGUCGUUGGAGCUGGCCAAAGCCAGGCAAUUCGAAGAAGCCGAGCGCUGUUUGGCGCAGUUGGCCAGUGAGCAUCCAGAGCUCGCCGCCUCUCGAGAAAUGAUCGCGGCUCAACAGGCUGUGACCAUGUGCAAGCAGCUCAAUGGCGCUUAG
This is a messenger RNA of Symbiodinium sp. CCMP2456, 639 nucleotides long. NCBI's taxonomy places the organism in Eukaryota, Dinophyceae, Suessiales, Symbiodiniaceae. The record is from the annotation of a GenBank genome assembly.